Messenger RNA from Venturia canescens, 2522 nucleotides. RefSeq lists its product as uncharacterized. Bases 327 to 2522 code for a protein of 731 amino acids. NCBI's taxonomy places the organism in Eukaryota, Metazoa, Arthropoda, Insecta, Hymenoptera, Ichneumonidae. Gene Ontology annotation, molecular function: aldose reductase (NADPH) activity. The record is from RefSeq and is a predicted model, not a curated record. The transcript is spliced from 13 exons. Gene Ontology annotation, cellular component: cytosol.
GAAACGGUCGUCGAUGAUUACAGCUUCGUACGAAAACUCUUAAUCACUUUUCAAAGCUCAGAUUUAAAAAAAUCACAUUAAUUUUCUGCUUCAAAAAUGAGGCGUUUUGUAAUAAUCGCAUACAACUGAAAAAUACUUCGAGCAUGGGAAUCUAAUCACUGCAAACACGAUAAAACGUCAUUGAAAAACUUUCCACGAUUUUCUGACAGUCAUCGUUGGUCUAGUUUGGUUUAGUUCUUGCACAGAGAACCACUGUUUGUGAGAAUACUCUAACGCCGUGCUAUCACAAAAUUCUUGUUGUGCUUUCGUCAUAAUCUUUGAAUAAAAUGGCAAAUCCACGGGCAGUACCUUCGGUAAAAUUCUCGAAUGGAUUCAGUAUGCCGAUGUUCGGCCUUGGAACGUAUCUCUCCAAAGGUGGGGAAGCAGGAAAAGCGGUAAAAGACGCGAUCGAUCUGGGGUAUCGUCACAUCGAUACCGCAUUUUUUUAUCUCAACGAAGAGGAAAUCGGCGAGGCUGUGAGAGAAAAAAUCGAAGAUGGAACUGUCAAACGGGAAGAUCUUUUCAUCACUACCAAACUUUGGAACAAUUCUCACAAAGAAGACGCGGUUGUACCGGCUUGCAAAAAAUCUUUAAACAAUCUCGGCCUCGAAUACAUCGAUCUUUACCUGAUUCACUGGCCAUUUGCUUCCAAAGAUGGCGACGAUCCAUGGCCGCUGGACGCGGACGGAAAAAUGAUCGGAUCGGAAGUCGAUUAUUUGGAAACAUGGCGCGGCAUGGAAGAAUGCGUUCGUCAGGGUUUGACUCGCAGUAUUGGUGUGAGCAACUUCAAUUCCGAACAAAUCGAACGUUUGAUGCAAGCGGCCAAAAUCAAACCCGUUAACAAUCAAAUCGAAUGUAACGUUAAUGUGGGCCAGCGAAAAUUGAUAGAUUUUUGUGCCAAACACAACAUAACGGUGACCGGUUACUCGCCGCUCGGACGACCCGGAAAUCGAUAUGAAGUCGGCAACUCACUCGAUAACCCGAAAAUUCUUCAAAUAGCCGAAAAAUACAAAAAAACACCGGCCCAAAUUGCGCUACGUUACGUCUAUCAACAAGGAGCUGCACCAGUCCCAAAAUCCGUCACUAAAAGUCGAAUUGAAGAAAAUAUGAAGAUAUUCGAUUUCAGCCUUACGGAUGAGGAAAUGAAGACGAUCGAAUCAUUAGGGACGGGCGAAAGAGUCGCUGCCUUUGCACCAGAAAAAAAAGUACGAAGAAAACCUCAUCAAUUGCUCAGAGUAAUGAGGGAAGAAAAUUCGACGACCAAAUUUCCAAUAAAUUCUACACUCCAAUUCAUAAUUAGAAUUUUCGAAAAUGAAUUUCCACGAUGUUUAAAUCCGAAUUUCAAAAGUUCUUCAAAACUUAGAGAUGCGCGCGACAAAUUUCAAUCAGGAUUUUCUUUAAACUGUUUCGCCAUUGGCCAAUACGUUGCUUCAACAAGUGGCAACGCUGAGAAUACGGUCGUGAAAUCGCGUGCGAUAUUUAUUGCAUGCGACUAUUCUCUCGUUGAGCCGCUCUCAAAGUGUGUGAGUAAAAUGGCAAUUCCGAACGAAGUACCUUCAGCGAAGUUUUCGAAUGGAUUCAGCAUGCCGAUGUUCGGUCUCGGAACGUAUCUCUCACGGGGAGAGAAAGCGAGAAAAGCAGUAAAAGACGCGAUCGAUCUGGGAUAUCGUCACAUCGAUACCGCAUUUUUUUAUCAAAACGAAGCGGAAAUUGGCGAAGCUGUGAAAGAAAAAAUCGCAGAUGGAACUGUCAAACGGGAAGAUCUUUUCAUCACUACCAAACUUUGGAACAAUUGUCACAAGGAAGACGCAGUUGUACCGGCUUGCAAAAAAUCUCUAAACAAUCUCGGCCUCGAAUACAUCGAUCUUUACCUGAUUCACUGGCCAUUUGCUUGCAAAGAUGGCGACGAUCCAUGGCCGCUGGACGCGGAUGGAAAAAUGAUCGGAUCGGAAGUCGAUUAUUUGGAAACAUGGCGUGGCAUGGAAGAAUGCGUUCGUCAGGGUUUGACUCGCAGUAUUGGUGUGAGCAACUUCAAUUCCGAACAAAUCGAACGUUUGAUGCAAGCGGCCCAAAUCAAACCCGUUAACAAUCAAAUCGAAUGUAACGUUAAUGUGGGCCAGCGAAAAUUGAUAGAAUUUUGUGCCAAACGCAACAUAACGGUGACCGGUUACUCACCGCUUGGGAGUCCCGGUCAUCAUUAUGCAGCCAGCCACUCCCUCGCUAAUUCGGCUAUCCUCAAAAUCGCCGAAAAAUACAAAAAAACACCGGCCCAAAUUGCGCUUCGUUACGUCUAUCAACAAGGAGCUGCGCCAGUCCCAAAGUCCGUUACCAAGAAUCGAAUCGAAGAAAAUAUCAAGAUUUUCGACUUCAGUCUUUCGGAUGAUGAAAUGAACACGAUAGAAUCAUUGGGUACAGGCGAAAGAGUUGUCGAAUUGCAUAGUGCCAGCCACCUCAAAUAUUACCCUUUUACAAUACCCUUCUAG